AUGUCCCUCGAAGGCUUCCCCACGCUCCAGCCCGCCUUCACUAUUAAAAGUGGCGGCGCCACUGAGAGAUUUCGUAUUGGGAACUCGUCCGUCGGUGGGGGUCUAGUUGCUAUCCCCUUUUACAACGGCGUCAUCGAGUCCGUGCCGAACUUUACCCCCAAGUUCAAGUUCACCAUCAGCAACGGCAUUGACUAUGUCACGGUCGACGAGGACGGUAAACAUGGCCGGUUUAACGUCAAGGCGGUCCUAACCGAUGAUGAGGGCCGUAACCUAGUGUUGAGCAUCGACGCCAUCACCGAGCUGCAUCCGGACGUGGUGGCCAUCAUCGAAGGUACGCCCGACGCCAAGUCAGCUCCGUUUGGGUAUUGCGUCGAGCAGCUUAAGUUCUGGGUCGGCGAUGAGGUCUACAAGCCGUUAGAGAGCAUGUAUUUUGUCAGCAGCCAGCGGUUUACCGUUGCGGAGGAUGGGACGGCUGGGGCCGAGCUGCGCGUGUCGAGGGUGGUUUCGGGGAUCUGA
Dichotomopilus funicola is the source of this 516-nucleotide messenger RNA. RefSeq lists its product as uncharacterized. The record is from RefSeq and is a predicted model, not a curated record. The coding region runs from base 1 to 516 and encodes 171 amino acids. The transcript is spliced from 2 exons. Lineage: Eukaryota; Fungi; Ascomycota; Sordariomycetes; Sordariales; Chaetomiaceae.